Molecule: messenger RNA, 1566 nt
Organism: Candoia aspera
Lineage: Eukaryota; Metazoa; Chordata; Lepidosauria; Squamata; Candoiidae
Product: F-box/LRR-repeat protein 8-like
Exons: 2
Coding region: 87-1223 (378 amino acids)
Molecular function (GO): protein binding
Source: RefSeq, a predicted model, not a curated record
UGCAAAUUAAUCUUUACCCCAAUCCAUCUGUUUGAUUAGCUUUGCAGGGAGUCACCCUCAAGGCCUGUAGCUCCUAGGCUCGGAGGAUGUCUAACCUGGCUGAAGACUUUUGGAACCAUGUCCCACAGGAAAUUCUGGCCAAUGUAUUUUCCUUCCUGCCUAUUAGAGAUAGAUACACUGUUUUACAUGUGUGCAAGAAAUGGGCUGCCAUCAUUUCUUCUUCUGCAGUCUGGAGUUUUACCGAACUCAGCUGUGACUUUGUGAACGAAGAUGAAGCCUUCAUUUUAGAGAAGUUACAGCUGUACCUGGGCCAUAUCAGACACCUGAAGAUUAUACUGUACCAGUCCUUGGAGUUAAACCGAAGACUUGUCACCAGAGUCUUAGAUGCGCUGGCCUGGAAGAGUUCGAAGCUGGAGGCACUGUGCAUUGUAUGCCAAGGGAAGAGUCCUUACUUCUAUUCUGGCCAAGAUGUCCUGCAAAGUGUCCGGGGGCUUUGCCACAGUGCAGAAAAGACUGAUCUGCAGUAUGUUGACUUCCGGCAAAUGCCUUUCACCCUGGACAACGGGACGGUGCUCCUCCUUGCUUCCAGCAGCCCUAACCUGCAUACCUUGUUGAUCAACAACCGAGCUCCUGGGUUGAUCAUCCUGAAACCUGAGACAAUUGUUGAGGUUCUGCGGGUUUGUCCCAAGAUUUCUGUUUUAGGGACUUAUUAUGCCAGCCUCUCUAAGGAUCUCUUCCAAGAGUUGGUGAAGCCGAGCCGGGGGCCGUUCAAGGGCUUGGACAUUUUCUUCGACGGCUUGGAGAAGCUCAUUCCUGAAGAACUUUGGGCCAUGCUGAGCCAGAGACACCCACAGUUCCGUGUGAAGUUGGAAUUUGCCCCAACAAUCCCCACCGUCAAAAUUCUCCGUGUCCUCAGGAUGUCAAUCCCCAUUGCCUCUCUGCAGUUCAAUUCCUUUCAUCACAUAGCUGAUCAGAUGAAGCUGGUCACCAGCUGCCACAGCCAGACCCUGGAGAGGCUUAUCCUUCAUGUGGCCCCUUCAGAUGCUCUCAACUCCUCACUGAUGGAGUUGGCGAGAACGUGUAUACACUUAAAGGAGGUCCACUGCUACUGUGUGGUUAGCCAAGCUGUGAUUGACACAUUCCUCUUGUACUGCCCUGGUUUGAGAAGUUACACCCUGUCCAUCAACAUCUUCUCCACUAUUCCACCAGUAAUGUCCCCCUGACUUGGCCAGAGUGCAGGUGAAUAUCUCCAGUUUCCAAGCGUAAAUGCAAAAUGGUUUUUGGUAUCAGGAGUAUGAUGCAUCUUCUCUUUCUUCCCACAGGGUGAGCAAUUUAAAUAAAAUUACUGUUUUAUUUAAACUGCUUUCCUUUAUUUUGAUACUAUUGUACCGAUACACUUUACAAAUAGCCUGAUCCAGGAACUUUCAGGAAGAGCUUUAAAAAAAAAAACACCUCUGUAGAGCCACAGUCCCUCGUGGAAAGGAAUGCACAGAAUCACUGUGAUCGAUGCGGCACUUUACUUGCUGUGCGGUCUGGGGUUUUUUAUUACACAGCUGCAGAUUUUAA